Molecule: messenger RNA, 793 nt
Organism: Closterium sp. Naga37s-1
Lineage: Eukaryota; Viridiplantae; Streptophyta; Zygnematophyceae; Desmidiales; Closteriaceae
Source: the annotation of a GenBank genome assembly
AUGCCUGCGAAUCAAACUUAUUUCGUCCUUACCUUCUCCUCCCUCCCUCCAUGCUCCAGUGUUUUUUUUACCUCUCCAUCCUUCCUGCUUUCGCUCGCUUCACAACCUUCCAAUCCUCGCUCUCCUUGCUGUGUAUCCCCUUCCUCUGUUUCUGCACCCUUGCCUUGCAACUUCCCUCCGCCCCAUAAUUGCAUACAACACACAUGCAUCCCCCAUUGUCCCCUCCCCAUCAUCCCAAACUGUGUAUGUGCACGCCACAUCCCACCUGCCUGCACGCCUCCCCACCGCACUGCACCGCUCUGUGAGAGCAGUAGUCUGUGGAGCAACUCGCUCACGGGGGAACUGCCUUCCACUAUCACUGCACUGACGGCUCUCAGUGACAUUGUUCUCGAAUUCAACCAACUCGCUGGGUCACUGCCGCAAGGCCUCUCCACGCUCUCUCGCCUCUCCAGGCUUUCUCUGGGCAAUAACCGUUUCGCCAGCUCUCUCCCAGACUGGAUCGGCGGCCUGUCCCUCCUGGAAACGCUGGACGUCAGCAGGAAUAACUUAUCCGGCCCCGUCCCAUCCUCCAUCGGCAAUCUCCUCAACCUCACCUUCCUGGGACUUGAGUACAACGCCUUCACAGCUGCUCUUCCCGCCUCCCUCGGUUCCCUCACCACCCUCGCAUACCUUAACGUAGACAACACGUCGCUCACCUGUCCCACCACCCCAGCCUCCUGUGAGGUGCCUCAGGACCCUCUUUCUGUCUUCUGUGUCAACUGCGCCACCUUCUGCUCUCAGUGCUCUGCUGCUG